Molecule: messenger RNA, 2210 nt
Organism: Heterocephalus glaber (naked mole-rat)
Lineage: Eukaryota; Metazoa; Chordata; Mammalia; Rodentia; Bathyergidae
Source: RefSeq, a predicted model, not a curated record
GCUAUGUCAUAGCGCCGCGACAACCCGGGACGGGCUCGGCGGGUGACUCCGCCCCCUCGGACCUGGCCAAGAAUCGUCUCCGACAGUACCCCGCGAUUCUUGAGUCUCCCCCACGUCCCCUUCUCAAACUUGGCCAGCACCUGGACUCUGACCCAGGUAGAGUCACUUCGUCCCGCCUGUCGGCAGGAAUGAAAAGUUCUCCAACUACCGUAUUUUUAAAGGCCUGGAGAACUAAACCUAGCCGGGACUUCAGAGGCACUGUGGUCUGCAGGUAAAGCGUACCUGACCUGGAAGCCAUUCCCUGGCUUGGCCGCAUUGGGACAGGACUGUGCCAACCUGGGCCAGAGCUCCAAAUACUCAAAGAUUUUACGUGAUCCAUCCCUGAGGAGCUGCCUUGCCAGAACCCCAACCUAGUUAGCUCCACUCACAAGGUCGCAGCAGGUGUGUCCCAUCCAGCCUUCUUACCCUGGGCUUCCCAAAAGGAACAGUCAGCCUAGCCUGGAGCCCGAGUUCAGUUGUCCUCCACUGAAACUUGUCUCCCCUCAAAGGAUUCCAACCUUGGCUACCUUUCCUAUCUUGACGGGAUCCCUUCUCCAGACACAGUCUGUAGGCUUCCUUCAAAGCUACUCUUUGCUUCACAGAUAACCCCCUUUACCUGAGUUAUGGCAGCGCUCAUGAAGGGCCAAGUGUGUGUGGUAACUGCCUCCAGGGGUAUUGGCCGUGGCAUUGCCUUGCAGCUCUGCCAAGCAGGUGCCACAGUUUACAUAAGUGGCCGCCAUGAGGACACCCUUUGGGUGGCUGCUGAGGAGCCACAAUCCCUUGGAGGCUGGUGUGUGCCUGUGGUGUGUGAUUCAAGCCAGGAGAAUGAAGUGCGAAGCCUAUUUGAACAAGUAGCUCAAGAACAGAAUGGGCAUCUGAAUGUGCUGGUCAAUAAUGCCUUUGCUGGGGUUCAGACACUCCUGAACACUACCAGUAAGACAUUCUGGGAGCUCCCUGCCUCCAUUUGGGAUGAUGUCAAUAAUGUGGGACUCAGAUGCCACUACCUGUGCUCAGUGUAUGGGGCAUGGCUGAUAGUACCAGCUGGUAUGAGGCUUAUUGUGGUCAUCUCUUCCCCUGGGGAACUGCAGCACAUGUUCAACGUCCCCUAUGGUGUCGGGAAAGCUGCAUGUGACAGACUGGCUGCUGACUGUGCCCACGAGCUGUGGCGCCAUGGAGUCAGCUAUGUAUCUCUACCAGGGAUGAUGCAGGCAGAACUGCUGAAGGAUUUUAUGGCAAAGGAUGAGCCAUUUAAGGAUCCUGUGUUUAAUCAGUUCAAAUGAGUUUUCUCAGCAGCAGAAACCCCAGAAAUGAGUGGCAAAUGUGUGGUGGCAUUGGCAAUAGACCCUGAUAUCCUGAGCCUGAGUGGGAAGGUGCUGCCAUCAUGUGACCUUGCUCAACAUUAUGGCUUAAAGAUCCAGGGCUGCCCUGUCCACAACUACUUAUCUGUGAGCUCUGCUCCCCAACAUGUCUCCCCCCUGGGCUGGUUGGCCUCCUACUCGCCUGGCUUCCUUCAAACGUUUAAGUGGAUUAUCACCCUCUGUACCAGCAAGUCCUGACCCUUCUGGCCUGACAUCAGAGUUAUGCCUCUCUUCCCACUUAGGCUCUUGGAUUUGCACCUAUCUCAGUGGAGCGAAGUGGCCUUACUCUCCUACCAAUGCCCCUGGUUUCUGCUGGGCAUCCAUGGUGAGUUCUAGGGUCCUUGAGAGAACCCUCUAUGUGACUGGGUUUUCCUGUCCUUACCUUUAACUUUUUGUUUCAGUAUCAAAAAAUGCUCUGGAGGCUAAUAAAGGUUCUCACUUCCCCUUCAGUGUGUUGUGAAUGCUGAUUCUGUGCUUAGCAAAGCACAGUAAAUACUUAGAACAGUACUUGGGGAAAAGAGUCAAAGAUAUACAAAUGGGUGGGUUCUCAAAGGCUAUGUUCAUAGGACAAGGCCCCUUUCCUCCAUCCCUGUUCCUGCUCUUCCUUACAAGCCUGUUUCCUGUGUCCUGGCUGGGGAACAGGGUCCCUCUGACUAGGAGCAUCCAGGGUCACUCUGCUUUUAUCCCUCAUUCCACCAUCUCUCCAGGGUGCCUGCUGCUUUCUAGCUGGGCCUGAUCUCUGAGUGAGAUCCAAUCCACCAAGGGAAAUAAAUAAAUAAAUAAAUAAAAAUUUUUAAAAGGGCCGGGAUUUUA